Puntigrus tetrazona (Sumatra barb) is the source of this 8224-nucleotide messenger RNA. RefSeq lists its product as uncharacterized. The record is from RefSeq and is a predicted model, not a curated record. Gene Ontology annotation, biological process: DNA integration; proteolysis. The coding region runs from base 1748 to 7672 and encodes 1974 amino acids. Gene Ontology annotation, molecular function: aspartic-type endopeptidase activity; nucleic acid binding; zinc ion binding. The transcript has a single exon. Lineage: Eukaryota; Metazoa; Chordata; Actinopteri; Cypriniformes; Cyprinidae.
UACUUAAAUACAGAGAAAAUAUUUUCUGUAUAAGGAUCUACUUUAAUGUGUAUUUUUUCUUUAAGAGACUUGUGUAAACAGGGAGUUUGGUUGUAAUGCACUGGGUCAAACAUGUGCUUAACAGCAUGUUAGUGUGUCUCUGUUAUCACCUUGGUUAAAUGAGAGUUUUCAGAUCGUUUCAUCCAAUCAGGGAAGAGAAGGGCGGGACUUAAGAAAGUACGCGAGAGAUUGAAGCAGGAGUGAGCGAGAGACGCGAGAGACGCGAACACAGAGAGUUCCUGUUAACAGAGGAUUUUAGACCAUACAAUCCUAAACGUUUCCAGGAAUAAUUUUCAAGUCAUUAUCAGAAACUGAGUUUUAGACUAUAAAACUUCAGAGUUUAAGUGUACCUGUAUUCCAUCACCGAAGAAGCACUGCCCGUGUUUGUUCAAGUGACGGAGGCGAGUGACGCAGUUAGUAUAUCAGAGAAAUCAAGGAUUUUAAGAUAUAAAACCCUUUAUAUUUCUAUCGAUACCAACGUUAUCAGUAAGCUAGAAGUACUACUCGUAUUACUAGAUAGAAGAGAAGUGAAAACGAUCGUAACUAUUCGUGACUCACACGUGUAGGCCUGUGUAGUGUGUGAUGCUUCGAUCCGAUGCUUUGUGGCAUGCGAUCUGUUUUUUCGAUGCAUUACUUUAUUUUCUGAGAAGCCCAUUCAAGGAAAAGUGAACGGAACGCUUAUUGUAGUUGAUGUGUAUUGAAGAUGGAUCAAGGACUUCACCAGAUAGCCCUGUGAGUACCGUGAGCUCAUUAGGUCCUCUGGCACCGUGGGACGUCGCGUUUCAGCGGAGGAAUUGCAGCAACUCGCACCUAUACGAACUCUUUUCUUUUCAUCGUGGACCAUUGAGGUAACACAGACUUUAUUUUGAUUGCUCGGCUGAGCGAAGAGUUUUUGUUUUUGUAAGGAUCGCUACCUUCAAAUCAGGCCUGCAACGGGGUGGGUUUCAGCGACAUUUUGUGUGCUUGUGUGUGUGACUGAGUGAGUGUGGAUCCAUACAGUUUUUUAUCUGACCGGUCUUAAAGUAGUAUUUCACUGUGAUUAUUCUAAUCUUAUCUGUUUGUAUACUGUUAAAAUUAGGUUUGUAAACGUAUUAUACCCAGAGUAUUCAAAUUGUUAAUAUUGGUUUGAAGAAUGUAAGCAAAUGCUAUAGGAACUCAGUUAGGUUAUGCUAAAAGAACAUUUACAUGUUGUAAGAGAAGGUUAAGUGACAUAGGAGCAGAAGAUACAUCAGAGCGUAUUGUGUACAGAACAAACUGGUGAAGAACAGAAGUCUUAUUUAGUGAAACAAAAGCCAGAUAACAGGUUGUAGUAAUCCAUUUCGUGGAAUAUUUUAUUUUUUGUAUUUCUUACCUUUUGUUUUGGAUUCCUUUUAUUAGUGAAAACCCCACCUUAUAUCAUAUUCAGACCUAUUCGUAACCUUUGUACAUGGGAUUAUAAUACAUUUUUGAAAUCACUCACUUAAGUGCGUAGUGUGGUGUUUUUUUCUCUUUAAUUGAAUUGUGCUUUAAAGUAAUAUUAGACUUUCACCAGAAGACAACUCAACAGGAUCAAAUAGUAUUUUCGAACUCAGGCCCUUAUCAAAGCAGUGUAUAGUGGUAAGGGGGCUACAUAAAAUGGAGGCACCGCUGGGAUCCUUUGUCUUCUGAUCAUCAAUAUAGACAUUUUUUUUGGUGUGUUAGUGAAAAGAAAAAACACAACUACUUUGACAUGUCUUCUAAAGAAGAACAAACGUUGUUUGAGCUUCGCAGUUGGUGUGAAACUGAGAAAAUUGAUCCCCAACAUGCGAUUAUUCUGAGUGGAGUGCCAUCUGACGCUGAUGUUGCAUUCAUUGAAGAUACCGUCCAAGCCAUUAAGAUUUUUGGAAGAGUGCGGGCUCGUGCUACCAAAACAGGCUUGACUCCAGAAACCCUUCAGGUUUUGUGUGAGUGUCGAGAAAAAAUCUGUCCUACUAAAGUUCCUUCUGAAGUAUUGUCAUCAUCAGGGGAUGCCUGGAAGAUUCUCAUAGCAGCAGAUGAUGAACCUGAUGGUGAUGUGUUUCGGGAGAAACUUACUCAGUUUCUGUCUAAUGAAGGUAAAACUAUGAGUGACCUACAAGGUUUGGUAACAGGCACAACUUCUCCGGAGGCCAUUAUUCGUGCUAUAGGGGAACUGCUAGAGAAAACUUCUAAGCCUGUAAGUGAUGGCCAGGCUUAUAGGCGCUUGAGGAUUUUUUCGGGAGUACUUCCUACGCCGGCUGGCGAAGAGAGUAGUGAGAACUGGUUGGAACAAGCCAGGCUAAUGGUCACAGAGUGUGAUUGUUCAGCCAAAGAGAAACGUAAACGAAUAGUCGAAAGUCUUAAGGGGUCUGCUUUAGAAGUUGUAAAGGCAGUAAGAGGUGACAAUCCUGAUGCCACUGCACUUGAAUAUCUUGAGGCUUUGGAGAAUGCAUUCAGUACUUCAGAGUCUGGGGAAGACUUAUAUUUUGCCUUUCGACUGCUCCGGCAAGAGCCGGGGGAGGCCCUUUCUGAUUUUCUUCGUAGAAUUGAGCGGUCGCUUGCAUUAGUGGUAAAACGAGGAGGAGUGACACCCCAGAAAGCCGAUAGAGCUCGCAUUGAACAAUUGUUAAGGGGGGCUGUAGAGUCUGAUAUGAUGAUGUUAAAGUUGCGCCUGCGUGAGAGAAGAGAGAUUCCCCCCACCUUUUUGAAACUCCUAAAUGAGAUAAGGGAGGAAGAGGAGACUGAGGCUGCUAGACGUAAACUCACCAUUAAUGUACAGGAGCCAAAAUUGAAAGAUCGUACAAGAGGCAGUUUAGUUAGUCGAGAGGGUUCAAAAAUUGAAGUAAAAGAGUUACGGCUUCAGGUAGGGGAUCACAAACAACCCCCAGAAAGAGUAGUUGAGAAAGAAAUACGUUCUACAUCACCUUUGACUUCUGAGGUACAAGCAUUGAAGGCUCAAGUACAACAACUACAAAAGCAGUUGUCUGCGCUGAGUGUAAGGCCCCAUGUCUGGGAAGGGGAGCAAUCUCCGCGAGUCAGUGGGAUCCCCAUAGCCUCUGGUAGAUCCACAACUAAAAGCAGUGAUGGGUUUUUCUGUUAUCGUUGUGGGGAGGAUGGGCACAUUGCCCCGAAAUGUAGAGGCAGUGAAAAUUCCACACUCGUGAUUCAGAAAUUACUUCAGUUGAUCCGUAAAUCUAAAGACACUAACCCAGCAUCAAACCCCAAACCUCCAGACGUAGAGAAGAGUGAAUGUUUCUCUAAGACAAGCCACAUAGAAUCUCUAGAACCUGGUCGAUUACCUAAAGGUUUGGUAGGGCCCUCAUCCACCUUUGAUGUGAAAGUUAAUGGUCAUCCGUGUGUUGCUCUUUUGGACAGUGGGUCACAAGUGACCAUUGUUUUUGAGAAGUGGUAUUUGACCUAUUUACCACGGGUGCCAUUACAGCCUAUUGAGGGUUUGGCCAUUUGGGGAUUAAGUUCAUCCAGUUACCCUUACAGAGGUUAUAUUGUGGUGGACAUGGAAUUUCCAUCUGCUCUUACGGGUGUCACAGAAACUAUCACAGUGCUUGCGUUGGUCUGUCCUGAACUCAGUGGGCCAGAGCAGGUGCCUGUGAUAGUUGGGACAAAUUCCAGCCUUUUCCAGCGACUGGUGGGCCUUUGCCAAGGAAAUUCUGAUACCAAAGCUCCAUGGGCAAUGAGAAUGCAGCCACAGUUGAUGACACAGCAGCUGGUGUUACCCCAUUCUAGGAUGGUAAAGGAGGAUAAGCCUCUGGGAGAGGUGAAGUGGGUCAACCCCAUGCCUCUUAUGAUACCUCCCCAGACUGAGACAUGUGUGUCUGGUCAGUUGGUCAGGAAUCUUCCCUUAGGUAAGGAUAUUUAUUUGGUGGAAGCUCCAGAGGAGAACAUACUCCCUGCAGGAGUGUUAGUUCCCCCCAUGGUUGUGCCAUUUUCUGCCAUUAAGGCUAACCAUUGUCAAGUAUUGGUACGAAACGAUACAUUGAAGGAAAAGUCUAUACCAACCGGUACUGUUUUAGCUAGGAUCUAUGCGACCGACACUGUUAGAGAGACAAAACCUUCCUCCAAUGUCCGGCCGGUAAUUGAUCCCAAGUUAUUUGAUUUUGGAAAUUCCCCGGUACCACAGGAGUGGAAAAAACGUCUUAGUCAGAAGCUGUCACAGAGGGUUAAUGUGUUCUCUUUGUCUGAUUGGGAUGUUGGUUUAGCGAAAGGGGUAGAACAUCACAUUCGGUUGCGAGAUGACAAGCCUUUCCGUGAACGAUCUCGACGAUUAGCUCCUGCGGACAUAGAGGAUGUCCGGCGUCACUUAAAAGGCUUGAUGGCGGCUGGGAUUGUUGAGGAGUCCCGUAGUCCCUACGCCUCACCCAUAGUGGUUGCCCGCAAAAAAAAUGGGGAUGUGAGAAUGUGUGUGGACUACCGCACUCUUAACAGUCGGACCAUACCUGAUCAGUAUAUAACUCCAAGGAUAGAGGAUGCUUUGGACUGCCUGGCAGGUAGCAAAUGGUUCUCGGUCCUAGAUUUAAGGAGUGGGUAUUAUCAGAUAGCAAUGGCCGAGGAGGACAAAGAAAAAACAGCUUUCAUAUGCCCUUUGGGGUUCUAUCAGUUUGAACGCAUGCCCCAAGGGAUAACUGGAGCCCCGGCAACUUUCCAACGCUUGAUGGAAAGAGCCGUGGGGGACAUGCACCUCCUGGAAGCCAUUGUCUAUCUUGAUGAUAUUAUAGUGUUCGGUCAGACAUUGGAGCAACACGAAGAACGCCUUCUUAAAGUUCUGGAUAGGCUUGAAGAAUGUGGCCUUAAAGUGUCCAUUGAUAAGUGCCAAUUGUGUCAGCCAGAAGUGCGAUACGUUGGACACAUUGUGUCUGCAUCUGGUGUAUCUGUUGAUCCCUCCAAAGUUGAGGCGGUUACUCGUUGGAAACAACCUCAUGAUCUGAAGUCACUUAGAUCAUUUUUGGGGUUUUGCGGAUACUACCGUAGAUUUAUAAAAGAUUACUCGUCUAUUGUGAAACCCCUUACUGACUUGACUAAGGGUUUUCCUCCUGCCAAUAAAAGUAAGAAGUCUCCUAAGUCGAAAAGUCUCAAAGAGUAUUUCAGGGAGGGCGAACCUUUUGGAGACCGAUGGACACCCGAUUGUACUAGUGCAUUUAAAGAGAUUGUGUACAGACUGACGCACACCCCAGUUUUAGCUUUCGCUGAUCCAUCCCAGCCAUACAUACUUCAUGUUGAUGCAAGUUUGAAGGGUCUUGGGGCAGUACUUAACCAAGAACAUCAAGAUGGGUUGCGUCCGGUUGCGUACGCUAGCCGUAAGUUAAGUGAGGCGGAACGCCGCUACCCAAUACAUCAGCUGGAGUUCCUUGCACUUAAAUGGGCCGUAGUGGACAAGUUCCAUGAUUACUUAUACGGGGCAAGGUUUACAGUUAGAACGGACAACAACCCUCUCACUUAUGUGCUUAGCAGUGGGAAAUUAAACGCAACUGGACACAGGUGGUUGGCAGCGUUAGCCACCUAUGAAUUUGAUAUACAGUAUAGACCGGGUCGUAGUAACAUUGACGCUGACAUAUUGUCUCGUCAUCCCCAUGAUGGUGAUACAUUUAGUGAAUGGAUGGAGAUCCCUGAGUCAGGUGUCAAAGCGAUUUGCCAGCUCACCCAAGAUGAAGAUUUUUCCAGUGCUCCGCCCCGAUAUGUAGAUCAGUUAGGAGUUCCUCCAGAUGGGAUCCCAGCUGUUUUUACUGGGUUGUCACGCUUAGAGGCUGGUGCUUUAGAAUGGUUGACACCAAAAGAUAUAAGGGAAGCUCAGGACCGGGAUGCUGUUAUUAAGGUUAUCAAGAGGGCAAUAGAGAACGGUCAGGCAAUGCCAGGUGGGAAAGAUUAUGAUCCAAACGUAACAGCCCUGAAACAGCAGUGGUCGAAAUUACUAAUCAAAGAUGGUGUGCUUUACAGGGUAGUUAACACUCCAAAUGAAAAGAGACGGUCUCAGUUGGUAUUACCUACCGAAUGUCGGCUGAUGGUUCUGAGGUCCCUUCAUGAUGAUAAUGGUCAUCUGGGGGUUGAGAAGACAUUGGAGUUACUGAAAGAUAGGUUUUACUGGCCAAAAAUGGGACUGGACGUGGAAACCUAUGUCAAAAACUGUGGUCGCUGCAUUGCGAGGAAAACCAUCCCCCCAAAAGCUGCAGCACUUCAUCAGCUUACCAGUAGUGGGCCUCUUGAUUUAGUUUGUAUUGACUUUCUGUCCCUGGAGCCGGAUAGUAAAGGGUUUGCCAAUGUGUUGGUGGUAACCGACCACUUUACACGUUAUGCCCAGGCAUAUCCCACCAGGGAUCAGAGGGCAAUAACAGUGGCCAAGGUAUUAUUUGAGAAAUUUUUCAUUCAUUAUGGAUUUCCAGCUCGAAUUCACUCCGAUCAGGGGAGGGAUUUUGAGAGUAGGUUAAUAAAGGAGUUGUGUCGGAUGUUAGGCAUCCGGAAAUCCAGAACUUCCCCUUAUCACCCUCAGGGUGACCCACAGCCAGAGCGGUUUAACCGGACCCUGUUAUCCAUGUUGGGCACCCUGGAGGAUGAGAAGAAACAAAAGUGGAGUCAGUAUGUUAGCUCACUGGUACACGCAUAUAAUUGUACCCAUAACGAGGCUACCGGAUACUCGCCAUAUUUUUUGUUGUUUGGUAGGGAGGCUCGUCUGCCAAUAGACAUUUGUUUUGGGUUGUCCUUAUCUGACGAUACUAGCACAAGUCAGUUGCAGUAUGUACAAAAGUUGAAGGCUGAAUUACAAGCGGCAUACAAAUUGGCAUCUGCAGCAGCUUGCAAAAAUCAUCAGAAGAACAAAGCCCGUUAUGAUAGCAGGGUGAGGCAUCAGGUGUUGGAAGAGGGAGACCGUGUAUUGGUCAAAAAUUUGGGACUUACCGGGAAGCAUAAACUUAAAGAUCGGUGGAGUUCCGUGCCACAUGUAGUAGUAGCCAAGCUUCCUAAUGUGCCGGUAUACCGGUUGAAACCUGCAGAUGGGACAGGACGGGAUAAGACAUUACAUAGGGACCAUAUAUUACCAAUAGGAGAAUUUGUCAGGUUUCCUCAGGUCCAUGAUAAAGGGAAGUCCCCUCGGAAACCAGUUACCCGAUCUGACAGAACUGUAAGGAGAUCUGUUGUAAAUUCUAACAUUCCGGUAGUUUUACCCAAUUCCUCGUCUAGUUCAGAAAACGAGAUGUGCUAUGGGAACAGUCGACACCAAGUAUUGAAUAGUCCCCGAGGAGAACUUGAAUCGAUCGGUGGAACUGUAGCUGGGCUAGAUGAUGAUGAUUUCUCUUCUGGAAAGGAGCAGAGCGAGGUAGGAGACGAAUUAUUGGUUGUGCUUCCUGAAGGAGAUGGGGAGAAUUCGGAGUUGGUAGUGGAGGAUCCGGUUGAGUCAGAAUCAGAAGGGGGAGACUAUCCUGUUUCAAAAGAUUCUGACACAGCCAAUCAAAGUAAUCAUCCAUAUAGGCUCAGAAGUAGGGUAGAACCUGCCAGUCGUCUCAGUUAUGAUGCUCCCGGGAAGCCCACUGAUCGUUCCAUUACAUUAGUUCAUCGUGGAUUAGUCAUUAGGAUCAGUUCUGAAGCAGUUGAUGUUGAAACAAAUCGUAUCCAUGGUAAAUGCUUAAACGUUGCUUCCAAGAUUGUCUCAUGACAUGACAUAUGUCGAUGUUUGGUCUCAUGGGGGCAUGCAGACCGUCAGAAGGGGGAGAAUGUAACCCAGUUACUUAAAUACAGAGAAAAUAUUUUCUGUAUAAGGAUCUACUUUAAUGUGUAUUUUUUCUUUAAGAGACUUGUGUAAACAGGGAGUUUGGUUGUAAUGCACUGGGUCAAACAUGUGCUUAACAGCAUGUUAGUGUGUCUCUGUUAUCACCUUGGUUAAAUGAGAGUUUUCAGAUCGUUUCAUCCAAUCAGGGAAGAGAAGGGCGGGACUUAAGAAAGUACGCGAGAGAUUGAAGCAGGAGUGAGCGAGAGAGAGACGCGAGAGACGCGAACACAGAGAGUUCCUGUUAACAGAGGAUUUUAGACCAUACAAUCCUAAACGUUUCCAGGAAUAAUUUUCAAGUCAUUAUCAGAAACUGAGUUUUAGACUAUAAAACUUCAGAGUUUAAGUGUACCUGUAUUCCAUCACCGAAGAAGCACUGCCCGUGUUUGUUCAAGUGACGGAGGCGAGUGACGCAGUUAGUAUCUCAGAGAAAUCAAGGAU